GUGAGCACUCAAAACACCUGCUGUCUACCACGUCUUCAGCAUCUCAACAUCUCCUACAACUCCAUUUUUCUCUCCGUCGAAAUGCCUGCUUUUCCACAGGCCAAUCCUCCAGCUUGCCUAGACAGUCUUCCUGUCCAACCGUUACUACCACUCUAUGCUGAGCAAAUACCACUGAUCUCAGUAGGCUGUAAUCAGAGUCGUCUAGUCUCAGCUUGGCGAACUUUCCUUGUCUACCUAUUAGCCAACUCUCCGCGUCUUUCUCGGCUAUCGUUGAUUGCCUGCACAUCUGAAUCUUGGGCAUGUCCACUUGAUCUCGUCGCUUUUAGUCAGCUACCAGUUAAAAUCUAUGAAAAAGGAGAGGCGUCUACUUUGCACGAUCAACAUCCUACACUUGCCACUCCUGUUGAUGGUGAAUAA
Messenger RNA from Protopolystoma xenopodis, 417 nucleotides. NCBI's taxonomy places the organism in Eukaryota, Metazoa, Platyhelminthes, Monogenea, Polystomatidea, Polystomatidae. The record is from the annotation of a GenBank genome assembly.